This is a messenger RNA of Drepanopeziza brunnea f. sp. 'multigermtubi' MB_m1, 894 nucleotides long. RefSeq lists its product as uncharacterized. Gene Ontology annotation, cellular component: plasma membrane; fungal-type vacuole. NCBI's taxonomy places the organism in Eukaryota, Fungi, Ascomycota, Leotiomycetes, Helotiales, Drepanopezizaceae. The record is from RefSeq and is a predicted model, not a curated record.
AUGUCUACCAGAGAUUGCACCCGUAUCACGCCUCAAUGUCCAGUCGAAUACACGAUCUACGGCUACUACCCCAAUCUUCCUGGCAACGUUAUUCUUUGCGUGGUAUUCGGCAUUUGCAUGGUUCUGCAGGUUGGAUUGAGCAUCAAAGGACGCACCUGGACUUGGCUCGUUGGACUCUUCAUCGGCUGCGCGAUUGAGUUCGCGGGCUACAUCGGCCGCAUCAUGAUGCAUUCGAAUCCAUGGAACGAUAUUGCUUUCAAGCAGCAGAUCAUCUGUCUAAUUCUCGCGCCGUCGUUCGUUAACGGCGGCAUCGACCUGACCCUGAAGCACCUUGUCCUCCGCUUUGGACCACAGUACAGCCUUAUCAGGCCCGCGAUGUACACGUGGGUUUUCAUCGGGCUCGACGCCGUGUCCAUCCUCAUACAGGCAGCGGGAGGAGGCAUGGCAGCCGCAGCAAGUAUCGAAAACGUGAGCUUACUCAACAUCGGAAACAACUUGAUCCUGGCUGGUAUCGCCCUGCAGGUUGCCCAGCUUGUUGCUUUUGGUAUCGUGAGCUUGCAUUACGCCUAUAACGUCUACCGGCAUCGGAAAUUAGGCGCUUUUGACGGUGCGGACGCUGUAGUACCGGGAAGGUUGAAGUACUUCGUGUCCAUGGUGGCGGCAGCAUAUUUUCUCAUCCUGAUACGAUGCAUCUAUCGUAUUCCAGAGAUGUCAGGAGGAUGGGGAAGUGAACUGCAGCGUGACGAACCACUGUUCCUGGUAUUGGAUGGAAUUACCGUGGCCAUCGCCUGUAUCGCACUCACGGUGGCGCACCCAGCUUUGUGCUUUCCUGAAAUGGGGCAUGGCAGAAAACUCAUAUUUACAUCCGAGCCAGAAAGUGACGUAGAAAAAUAG